Molecule: messenger RNA, 1593 nt
Organism: Notolabrus celidotus (New Zealand spotty)
Lineage: Eukaryota; Metazoa; Chordata; Actinopteri; Labriformes; Labridae
Gene: anxa5b
Product: annexin A5b
Exons: 13
Coding region: 334-1287 (317 amino acids)
Biological process (GO): negative regulation of coagulation
Cellular component (GO): cytoplasm
Molecular function (GO): calcium ion binding; calcium-dependent phospholipid binding
Source: RefSeq, a predicted model, not a curated record
GACAAACAUUCUCAAAUAAACGUUCACUUUACACUAACGCCAUGUUUGAAGCCAAAGCAGCCUCAUGACACACUCAAACUACAUUUACCAGAAUGCUUCAGGAGUAGGGCUGGUGCCAGACAAAGACCAUGCGCACCGGGGUGUGGCCGAAACACGCGCGCCCAUAACGCUUACGCGCACACCGGAGAGUAUUUCCGAGUGGGUUUUCUGCUGCUCGUCCUUCUUCUCUUCCUCUCUUCUCUCUCUGCCGGGUCUGCUCACAGAGCUCCAUCUGACAGCUGCUUCUCUAAGACUUUUUUUCUUAUCCCUGAGGAAACCUCCCAGACUGUCAGAAUGGCCAGCAAAGGAACCGUGAAACCCAGUUUGAACUUCAAUGCCACCUCAGAUGCAGAGCUCCUGUACAAGGCCAUGAAAGGGCUCGGGACCAAUGAGGACGCCAUCUUGGAGCUCUUGACGGCUCGCAGCAACACCCAGAGGCAGGACAUCGACAAAGCCUACAAAACUCUGUUUGGAAAGGAUCUGAUCAAGGACCUGAAGGGAGAGCUGGGGGGCAAGUUUGAGACCCUGGUCGUGGCUCUGAUGACCCCACCCCUGGCUUAUGAUGUGACAUCUCUCCGCAAUGCCAUCAAGGGGGCAGGAACUGAUGAGAAGGUUUUGGUGGAGAUCCUCGCCUCAAGAACACCUCAGCAGGUGAAGGAAAUCAUCGCUGCUUACAGAAAGGAGUAUGAUGACAACCUGGAGGAGGAUGUAGCAGGUGACACCUCCGGUCACUUUAAGAGGCUUCUAGUUAUUCUGCUGCAGGCGAACAGGCAGUCGGGGAUUCAGCAGGAUAAAAUUACGAGUGAUGCUGAGGCCCUCUUCAAAGCCGGAGAGGAAAAGUUCGGCACUGACGAACAAUCAUUCGUCACCAUCCUUGGAAACCGGAGCGCAGAACAUCUCAGGGAAGUAUUUAACGUUUACAUGAAGAUAUCUGGGUACGAGAUGGAGGAGAGCAUCAAGAGGGAAACCUCUGGAGGCCUGAGAGAUCUGCUUCUCGCUGUUGUGAAGUGUGCCAGGAGUGUUCCAGUCUAUUUUGCUGAGACCCUUUACUAUGCAAUGAAGGGUGCAGGAACUGAUGACAACACCCUGAUCAGAGUGAUGGCAACUCGCUGCGAGGUGGACUUGAUGGAUGUCAGAAAGGAGUUCAGGAGGCUGUUUGCAUGCUCUCUGCAUUCCAUGAUCAAGGGAGAUACCGGCGGAGACUACCGAAAGGCUUUACUGUUGCUCUGUGGCGGAGAUGAUGCGUAACCAGGGUGACUAGCAAUACAACAGGACCCACACCUGAAGUGCCUCUUCUCUAAAACUCUCGUUUGACAAAGAUGGUCUCAUCAGGCUUUUUUUAAACUAUGACUUCAAGUAAUGUCUUUGAAAGGUAGCUAAUGUUUUGUAUUUCCACGUCAUUGCAGCUUUUGGCUGACUAAUUUCUCCAGUAUGACUCUAAUGAUCUCAUUUAUACAUUAUGCAAUGCUUAAGUAUCAGACCAUAAUUGUUUUGUUUGCACUUUGCAUGGCAGAAACAAAACAUGCGAUAAUAAACAUUUCAGAUGAAGUACAA